Molecule: messenger RNA, 1240 nt
Organism: Olea europaea var. sylvestris
Lineage: Eukaryota; Viridiplantae; Streptophyta; Magnoliopsida; Lamiales; Oleaceae
Exons: 2
Coding region: 467-1240 (257 amino acids)
Source: RefSeq, a predicted model, not a curated record
UCGGAGGUCGGACGCUCCUGUUACGGCACCAAACGUAAACGGGCAGUUUGUCGAAAAAUUGCGAUUUCCGGCCUCUACGGUUCUCACCUCGGGAAACGCGCCUGACCGCGUUAUUCAGCAUGAAAUUCCGCACAAGACUGUUGAAAAUCAUAAAAUUCUGCAUCCGGUUGAUUUUGGCCGGAAAACGGAGCCGCUAGCGGCCGGCCGGCGGCAUUCCGGUGACCCUCCGGCAACUUUUGUCCAAAAUAUUCUUCCAGUUAAUCUAAAUCCAUUUUCGUCAUCGGUUUUUCCACAUGAGGCCCAGACAGUGCUCAAUCAGGGCCGAAAGACCUAUGCUACUGCAGUUACUAGCCGUCCAAGCCUAUCUCAAGCUGAGCGGAGUUCACGGAAGUCGUUUACAUCGGUUAUACAUGGUAUAGAUGACUCUUCCACUGCUGGGUUUGCUGCUAAAGAACCCUUUAUACAUAUGGGUGAGCCGGCAGUGAUUUUGACUGAGUCCGAGGAGGCUACACUGGCUGAUCCUUACAAGUAUACACUUGUGGGGAAAUUUCCACAUCGCAAGCCAACCAUGAAGAAGGUACGUGAGAAUUUUUCUAAGUUUGGGUUCCAUGGUUGUUUCGAGGUGGGACUGAUUGACACAACACACAUUCUUAUACACCUUACACAUGAGGAGGAUUACAGCAGGCUUUUUCUUAAACCUUCAUGGUAUAUUGAUGGUUGUCCGAUGAGAGUCCUUAAGUGGACAUGUGACUUUACACCUGAGCAAGAGACUCCGAUAGUUCCCGUAUGGGUAUCGUUCCCUCUGCUUCCAGUACAUUUACGUGCGAAGGGGUUCCUUUUCGCCUUAUCUAGGGCAAUAGGAAUGCCCUUGAGAAUUGAUGAGGCCACCACCGACUUGAGACGACCUAGUGAGGCAAGGGUGUGCAUUGAGGUGAAUUUGGAGCAUAAGUUGCCCGACAGGGUUUGGAUUGAGCGUGCUGGUAACCGUGGCUUCUGGCAGACAGUUAUCUAUGAGAAGCGGCCAAUUUUUUGCUUUUCUUGUAAACACUUGGGUCAUUCUUAUGAUCAGUGUACUACAGUUCCGGUUCCUCCUCCUCCUCCUACAGUUGUUGUGCACCCCCCUGUUCGACCCCCUAUUACUAGGACUGAUAAGGAUAAGGGCAAGGUGACGUUUGUGGAGCCAAAGAAGCAGUGGGUUCCAGUUUCAGCAAUGCCUUCUGUGCUUCCCACUAAUUACUAG